This is a messenger RNA of Funneliformis geosporum, 1863 nucleotides long. Lineage: Eukaryota; Fungi; Glomeromycota; Glomeromycetes; Glomerales; Glomeraceae. The record is from the annotation of a GenBank genome assembly.
AUGAAAGAAUCAAACGACAAAAAUACAAAGGCAAUUAAUGCAGAUAUUCGCAACCUUUGGUCAGAAAGUAUUCAUUACCGUGAUCAACGUCAAAAAUUUGACAAGGCUGAUGAAAUUUAUGACUUUAUUAUUGUUGGAGCUGGAACUGCCGGAUGUGUAUUAGCAAGAGAACUGAUUUAUAAUAUUCCCAAUGUUAAUAUUUUGGUAUUAGAAGCUGGUCCACCGAAUUCACAAAUUAAUGAUUUAAUGCGUUUACCUUGUACCUUUCCUUUGGCUUAUCGAGCACGUAUGGUAGAUUGGGGAUAUCAAACAGAAGAUCAAAAAAUGCCCAGCAUUAUCGAACCUACAAAAGUAUUAUUAAAUAAAGGGUUCCCUUAUCCACGUGGCAAGGUAAUUGGAGGAUGCAGUCAAAAGGCUGAUUACGAUGGUUGGGCGGCCCUAGGUCCUGAAUACAAAAUUUGGGAUUACGAUCAUUGUCUUGAGGCUUUCAAAGCCAUUGAAAACAAUGCUCGUAAAAACACUAACGAAGAAUUUAAAAAGUAUCAUGGAUUUAAUGGUUUACUUCAUGUACAAGAUAGUCCAAACGAUAAUUAUGAGAUUGCAAAAGAUUUCAUUAAAGUUGCAAAAAAUCUUGGCAUUCCUUAUAAUAACGAUUUUAAUGGUGCUAGACAAAAUGGAAUAGGAAAAUUUCAGACCACAACACAAGAUGGAAAUCGUUGUUCGCUGGCUGAUAGUUAUUUGACAGAUGCAUUGAAAAAGGUUGAAACGUACCCUCCAUUAAAAAGAUUAGGUCCUCCUUAUGGAUUGGCCAGUGGCGUUGCAAAGAUCGUUGCUGUUAAUGUCAAAUCAUCUGCUCACAUGUUGAAUAUUAUUUGGGAUGAAGAAAAGAAAGAUGAAAAUAUAGCAAUUGGCGUUAAGUAUUUCUAUGACGGUGGAGUUCAUAAUGCUUUCAUUGCUCCUAAGGGAGAAGUGAUUAUUUGUGGUGGUGCUAUUAAUAGCGCUCAGAUCUUGAUGCUAUCAGGAAUCGGUCCGAAAAAUAAUUUGGAAGCAAAUAAUAUCAAAGUUCGUAAAGAAUUACCGGUUGGACGUAAUCUACAGGAUCAUCCUGUGUGUACGGUUACUGGAAAAAUUUCUAUUCCAAAUAAUGCAAGCAUUUCUCAAUUUAAUUCUUGGUGUAAUGGAUUUAAACUUGGAAUUUUCCAUAAAGGUAAUGUUAAAGGAAAAUUCCCCAGUCGUGAAGAAUUCCUUAAUGAAAAUCCCGAUAUUCAAGUUUAUGUAGGAGCAAAUGUAUAUGAUCCUAUUAUUAAUGCUUAUGUCACUAAACAAUCUCCUCCAAACUUUGAAACGGUUACUCUGCUCUCUGUUUUAAAUUUCCCGUCGAGUGCCGGACACCUGGAAUUAUGUAGUUCUAAUUCAUUUAUGCAACCAAAAAUAUUUCUCAAUUAUUAUUCAAAAUCUGAUGAUUUGUAUAGAAUGAUGAGCUCUUUAAAAUUAUCACGUGAAAUUCUUAAACAACCUCCAUUAAGUACUGAAUGGGGCAUAAAAGAACUUGCAUUUAAUGAUGAAUUUGGAAAAUGGUGUAGUGUGGACAAUGAGAUGAGAGAUGAAGAUUGGGAAUGUUAUAUUCGUGGAAAGUCAUAUACAUCAUUUCAUCCAUGCGGUACCGUUAAGAUGGCACCAGAAUCCCAAGGAGGAUGUGUUAAUCAUCGACUUCAAGUAUAUGGAACAAAAAAUCUUCGAGUUGUUGACGCUUCAGUUUUUCCAAUUAUUCCAAAUGGUAACACUAAUGCUCCUACUGCCAUGGUUGCAUGGAGAGCAAGCAAGAUAAUUAAAGACGAUUAUCCCUUAAACAGUAAAUUGUGA